UAAAGAGAAACCAAACGCAGAUUCCUUCUCCAUACUCAUACAUACCCUCUCUCUCUCUCUCUCUCUCUCUCUCUCUCUCUCUGUUUCUUCAAAGUUGAAAACUUUGCGUCUGGAUCAAAACCGCGUCCACCAUAUCCUCCAUCUCCCGCAAAUCUCUCUCUCUCUCGAUUCUCUAAAAAAGGCGAAACCUUAUCCUCAAAAAUCAAACACUUUGAUCUUCGAUCUUAGGUCAAAGCAAGCCAUGGUGGUGGUGAAAAUGAAACAGAUCAUGAGGUGGCCUCCUCUGUUCGCCGUCAAAUUCGACGUGAUCGUCUCCGUCCACAGAAUCGAGGGGUUGGAUUCCGACGGCGGUAACGACAACAACGACCAGCGCGGUGGGAGGAGGAAGAGACCCGUCGUGGAGAUCAAGUGGAGAGGACCGAGAGCGGUGACUCUGAAACGCUCCUCCGUGGAGCGGAGUUACACGGAGGAAGGCGGGUUUCGAGGCGACGGCGUGGUGGAGUGGAACGAGGAGUUUAAGAGGGUUUGCGAGUUCUCUGUUUACAAGGAAGGAGAGUUUCUUCCCUGGCUCGUUUCCUUCACCCUCUUCAAUGGACUGAAUCAAGGAACGAAGGAGAAAGUUCGUAGCUUUGGAAAGGCAUCACUGAACAUUGCAGAGUACUUUUCACUCAUGAAAGAAGAUGAUGUUCAAGUCAAAGUGCCUCUCAAGAUGCGUGGCUCCUCUUCUUCAUCAUCCUCUCCACCAUGCCUUCAUGUUUCUCUUCAGUUUUCCUCUAAAGAGUCACUGCCCGAAAGACAAAGAUCUGCUCUUCCUGUCCUGUGGUCUCCUCUCUCCGGAGAGGCCGAGAAAGCCGAGUCCGUUGUCAAAGUAGGCCUGAGAAAGAUGAAAACUUUCAACCACUGCAUGUCGAUCCGCCAGGCUUCGGAGAAGGAGACUGCUAGUAAAAGAGAUGGAAGCAGCGGGAGCGAAAGCAGAAGCCCUGAGCGAAACCUUGAUUCCGAGUCUUCUUAUCCUUUUGACACAGACUCUCAGGACGAAGCGGAUGAAUCAGAAGAGAACAAUAAUGCGAGCACCGGUGUGUUUGAACCUGUUGUUACUUACAAAACGCUGAGACACGCUAAUUGGGCUAGAGGCUCUUUUCAUGCUGGCACAAACCCUGAAGAUGAGGAUUUGAUUUAUUACAGCCACCGCAGCCCAUCAGCAGAGAGAGAGGACGAGGUUUUGAAUGAGGCAGUGAGCUCGGAGCAGGGGAAUGGACAGAUGACAAAGAAGAGAAUGUUAUCUUGGAAGAAGAGAAAGCUCAGUUUUAGAUCUUCUAAACAGAAAGGAGAACCGCUUCUUAAAAAGGACUGUCUUGAAGAAGGAGGUGAUGAUAUAGACUAUGACCGUAGACAGCUUAGCUCGUCUGAUGAGUCUACCUCUGAUUGGUAUAGGUCUGAUGAUUCAGUCACGAAACCGUUGUCUGAGUUUGGAGACGAUGACUUCGUUGUUGGUAGUUGGGAGACGAGAGAUAUCACAAGCCGUGAUGGGCUGAUGAAACUCAAGGCUCAAGUGUUUCUCGCUUCGAUCGAUCAAAGAAGCGAGAGAGCUGCUGGAGAAAGCGCCUGCACAGCUUUGGUCGCGGUGAUGGCGCAUUGGUUAGGAUCAAACAGAGACAUAAUCCCAACGAGGUCAGAGUUCGACAGUCUCAUCAGAGAAGGAUCAUCCGAGUGGAGGAACCUGUGCGAGAAGGAGGAGUACAGGGAACGGUUUCCUGACAAACAUUUUGAUCUGGAGACGGUUCUUGAGGCUGAGAUCAGACCUAUCUGUGUCGUCCCGGAGAAGUCGUUUAUAGGUUUUUUCCAUCCGGAGAAAUCGGAGGAAGAAGAAGACGCGAGUCUAGACUUUCUGAAAGAUGUGAUGUCAUUUGAUAGUAUAUGGGAAGAGAUCACGAGACACGAACCGGAAGAGUCGGGAAAGGAACCGGUGAUCUACAUUGUGAGCUGGAAUGAUCAUUUCUUUGUCCUCCUCGUUGACCACGAUGCUUACUACAUCAUAGACACGCUUGGGGAGAGGCUUUACGAGGGUUGUAACCAAGCUUAUGUCUUGAAGUUUGACAAAGAAGCAGAGAUCCAGAGAUUGAAACCAGAGAGUAAGGAGCAAGGAAACCAGAAAGCAAGUGGUGGUAAGAACAAGUCAGAGCAAGCCGAGAGAUCAGAUGAAGAAGAAGAAGAGGCAGUAGUGUGUAGUAGAGGUAAAGAGACAUGCAGAGAGUAUAUAAAGAGCUUCCUGGCAGCGAUCCCAAUACAAGAAGCCAAAGCUGAUAUGAAGAAAGGAUUGGUUUCGUCUGUGCAUCACCGUCUACAAAUCGAGCUUCACUUCACAAGACACCUCCAGCAGCAACAACCAAAUCUGCUGCUGCUUGAAUCGUCUGCAAGUGAAGCUGAUGUGUCUGUGAAUGCGGCUUGGUCACUUGCGAGCAGUAGUGGUGGUGGGUUUGGUUGCGAAAUGGGUGAGCUUGUGGGAGUUGAAGUCUGAGAGACACAGAAAGUGUAUAUUUUUGGUGUUUAUAACUCUUUUUUUACUUUUGACUUUUGUUUUGGGUUGUGUGGAUAAAGUUUGGUGUUUGAUACAAUUGUCUUUUCUUUGGAGAGUCAAAGAAAAGACUUUAAUUCCUCUCCUACAAUAAUUGUAUAGAGGAGAAACUUACCAGAGAAUAUUAUUAUUAUUAUUAUUUAAUAAAAUCAGUAAUUAAUUUAUAA
Molecule: messenger RNA, 2742 nt
Organism: Raphanus sativus (radish)
Lineage: Eukaryota; Viridiplantae; Streptophyta; Magnoliopsida; Brassicales; Brassicaceae
Exons: 4
Coding region: 242-2518 (758 amino acids)
Source: RefSeq, a predicted model, not a curated record